This is a messenger RNA of Sycon ciliatum, 2296 nucleotides long. RefSeq lists its product as uncharacterized. Bases 223 to 1917 code for a protein of 564 amino acids. Gene Ontology annotation, molecular function: protein binding. The transcript has 2 exons. NCBI's taxonomy places the organism in Eukaryota, Metazoa, Porifera, Calcarea, Leucosolenida, Sycettidae. The record is from RefSeq and is a predicted model, not a curated record.
ACUAAACAGUUUAUCUACUCUUGCUCACAGUUCAUGAAGACUCUUUUGAAGAGUGCCUGUUCAUGUAUUUAUUUAUUUAUUUAUUUAGAGAGGGAGUUUCAAGACUGUGAUCACCUUUGAGCUGUUGAGGAAAAUCAAUAGAACUGUGACAGCAUUAUCGGGAGCACCCUCAAGCUGUUGAAUGGCAGGAAACUCACUGAGUGUAGUCCAUCCAGUCUGCUGAUGGCGUGGAGGGAAGGUGGCAAUGAGCUGUUCAAGAAGAGAGAGUACUCGAAAGCCAUCUGGGAGUAUUCGAGGGCAUUGGCGGAUCACCCGGAUGAUCAUCUACUUAUCAGUAAUCGAGCAGAGGCUUUCUUGAAACUGAAGCAGUACACGGAGGCGUACCAUGAUGCUCUGGAUGUUACUCAGAAAUGCGACACAGACGUCAAAGGAUACUACCGUCUUGGGCGCGCUCUGACUGGCCUGGAUCGCUUUGAAGAAGCACGUACUACCCUAGAGACGGCGUACCGCCUGGAUCGAGCUAAUGCUGCCGUUGUUGCCGAGCUGAGAAGUGUGCGUGCGCUCGUGCUAUCCCGUCGCAAGAUCAAGUGGACGCAAUUGCUGAGAACGCUCCUGGGCGAAGCGAAGAGCUGCAGCAAAUUGUACUCCGACCAAGAUGAUUACGUGGGCGAUGUGGAGGUGCAACAUACCUACACGGGCAAAGGGAGAGGUCUGUUCGCCACACACGACAUACCUGCCGGAACUGUCGUUCUUGCUUGCAAGGCGCUUGCAAUGGUCUACUCAGACGAAGGGGAGACAUCGUCAGAGGUCACUGGGCCCGUGGACUACUCAGGCCGCCUUGUUGACAAGCUUCUUGAUAGUUUGGUAGAGAAACUUUCUGUUAGUUGUGAUUCUGGGAACCCUACUGAGCUGCAGGAAAAGAUCUCAUGUCUUUGCAUUGGUAGUGGUCCGUCCACGCCCAGGCCCAAAUCUGUGUCUGAUGAGAACCGGGACUCUGAGGCUACUCGCGAUUGGGUGUCACCUAUUGUUCAGUACAACGCCUUUGCAUCAACAUCUUGGGACCCCUUGUCAUCCAUUGAGUUUGCAAACAGCAGCGAGGCACCAGAGCUGGAAACGGCCAUCGCAGUCAAUAGGCCAACCUCUAUGUUUGUGUUUGGUUACGGACUAUGGAACCUGCCGUCGUACGUUAAUCAUAAUUGUCUCUUCAAUGCGUUUCGUUUCACCAUCGGCGAUUUCUUCGUCUUAGUAAGCACGCGUGACAUCUGCGCCACCGAGGAAAUCACAACGUACUAUGUACGUCCGGAUGAGCAGGACAGGCGGCGCACGAUGAAAGCCGACUAUGGAUUUGUGUGCAAGUGUUUGCUGUGCACUGCAGAGACCAGUCUGCCAAGAGAGGCGCAUGGCUAUGUUGCUGCAGCACGGGAAAAACUCGAGGCAGUAUCUGAGCAGGUUGUGAAGUACGAUACUGACUGUAUGCCCGAUUUGAAGCUAUGCUUGACGUAUGCUCGGCAAGCCGACGACAGGAAGUUGCUGCGGCCCAACCGUGUACUCUGCAAUAUCCUUACUGCUAUGGUCACACUGUAUGCCCAUGGAAAGAGCUGGGACUUUGCUGUGGACGCUCUAAAUUCGGCAUACGACUCUCUUGUGGGCAAGCCGAGAAAGGAAGAUGCGGAUGACUUGGAUGUCGCCUUCGGUGGUGGAUCUGCCUCUCCCGAGCCCCUAAUUGUCGAGCUAGCUAUACAGAUGUGCUGUGUGCUAUCUCGCCAGCGUCGCUUCAACGAAGCCCGAAAAUGGCUGCAGCGGGCUCGUGACAUGUCGCUCCUUCUAUACGCAGUCAGUGAUGUCGCUGAAGCGUACUUCGGACACCACUUUCGUUUAGCCGAGCAAGGCUUGGCGGAGGGCCGUUCGAAACGUUAGCUGACAAUUUCCGUGCCAUCUCUACUUGUGCACCUAGAGUUGCCGUUGACUGGAUUUUACGUAUUUUGGAUUACUGGAUCUUUCUUUUCUUUCAUGCUUCCUCAUUAGAUGUUGUGCACUGCCGGUUCAGUUUUGUUCUAAUUUAUUUCUUCCUGUGAUGCUGGCCAUCAUAGAAUUUGUGUUGAGUAGUCAAAUCAUACAAUGGCAUGGGAUUUUGUACUUCAGAAAUAGAUAUGAGCAAACAUGAAUUAGGUAAUCUAAAAUUUAUAAGUUGUGUCGACAUUACAUUGAUUGAUUGACCUCACAGUGAUUUUUUUUUUCGAUGAUGAAAGUCACAAGAAUACAUUCGGCUUCCUCCGUAGGUGUUUGUCUCAACGUA